AUGCACAGAUUUUAUUUUCAGGCUUGCAACCCUUUAACAGGACCACCAGAACAACAUGGACCGGAUGGAAAUGUGAUGAAGAAUCAGUUGGAGACGAAGCUCGUCGAUAAGAACGGAGUUCCAUUGAUCUUUGCAUUGAAUCUUCCUAUUUGUCGAUACAAAAAAUUUCGUUGUAGCAUCUGUUUCGUUCCACAGAAUAAUGGUGGA
Cercopithifilaria johnstoni is the source of this 207-nucleotide messenger RNA. NCBI's taxonomy places the organism in Eukaryota, Metazoa, Nematoda, Chromadorea, Rhabditida, Onchocercidae. The record is from the annotation of a GenBank genome assembly.